UGGCUCGCCAGCGGGCACCGCGUCAUCUGGCAAGGCAGUGGGCACAGUACGACGAGGCUCUGGUCAGGCGGUACGACAGCGGGCUCUGAGUCAAUUGGCACGACAGCGGGCACCGGAUCAGGUACCGGAUCAUCUGGAUCAACAGCGGGCAUCGAGUCAACUGGCCUAAUAGGAUCGUCAGGCUGGAUCAGUUCAUCAUGCUGGAGGCAUCAGGCCGAGUAGAGGCAUCAGGCCGAAGAGAGGCAUCAGGCUGCAUACAGGCAUCAGGCUGAAGAGAGGCAUCAGGCUGCGUACAGGCAUCAGGCCGAGUACAGGCAUCAGGCUGAGUAGAGGCUUCAGGCUGAGUAGAGGCUUCAGGCUGAGUAGAGGC
Messenger RNA from Staurois parvus, 370 nucleotides. The record is from the annotation of a GenBank genome assembly. Lineage: Eukaryota; Metazoa; Chordata; Amphibia; Anura; Ranidae.